ACGAGGUUCACAGCCUCUCUCUCUCAAAGUCUCUCAACCCCUCUAAAAAGGUAAGGUAAGCAAACCCACACUGUCUACACCACCUUGGACCUUCACUAUCUAACCAUAGCACCAAAUUCCACAACCGUAUAAAACCCUUAUUGGGUGUUGUUAAUUCUUGUUUGUUUGUAUUGUUGGGUUUGGACUUUGGAAGAACAACAGCAAUGCCGUCACAGAAGCGAGGUGUGGAGGAGGAGGAAGAGGAGGAGGAGUUGGUAGAGGUGGAUGAUCCACUGGAACACGACCACAGUAACCAUGAACAACACCAAGAGGAACCACAAGAGUCUGAUCGAAGCCAUUCGUCCAGUAAUGGAGACAGCAAAGACGAAUUCGUUGUAGUGAAAUUGUCAGAUAUCCGCAAGGAAGUACAAUGCCCAAUCUGUCUAGGGAUCAUUCGGAAAACUCGAACAGUAAUGGAAUGCCUGCAUCGCUUCUGCAGGGAAUGCAUUGACAAAUCGAUGCGGCUUGGGAACAAUGAAUGCCCUGCCUGCCGAACACAUUGUGCUAGUCGUCGCUCCUUGAGAGAUGAUCCAAAGUAUGAUGCCUUAAUUUCAGCUUUGUAUCCAGAUAUUGACAAGUAUGAGGAAGAGGAAUUGGCUUUUCAUGAGGAGGAAAGGGCUCGCAAUAAGCAGAUACAAGCUUCUAUUGCCCAAACUUUUCGACGGCAAGCAGAAGCUCUGGGUAGGAAGCGGUCAACAGCUAAAGCCACAGCAGCUGCAUUUGUUAGGAGAUCAAGAGGCUAUCGAAAUGCUCAUUUGAGAGGAAGGAGAAACUAUCGAAAUGCUGCUGAAAGUCAAGGAUCUGAUGACAAUGAGGAUGCAAAUGUUAAUGAUGGAGGCAAAGAUUCAUCUUCUGCUGAUGAGCACACAGAAGUCAGACCCAAAAGAAGCAAGAGAUGGGGAGGAGUUCGAUUUUCUCUGCCUUCUCCAGCAGCUGCUAGUGCAGAUGGAGGUGGGGAUGAAAAUGAUUCUGAAGUAAACAGAGAAUCGAUAGGUGUGUCCGCUGGACUUGUUGGCAGUUCAGAAAGGCUUGCAUGGGGAAAAGGUGGCAUGCGGAGUCACACACGAUAUGGCAGUAUGAAUGGUGGAAAUGGUAAGAAUGCCCGGAACAGCCGCCUCUCAAAAUUGGCUGAGUAUCUGCGGAACUUAGAGGAAAAUGAUAAUGAGUUAACGAUCAACCUCAUGCUUGUUUCUUUCGAUGAACAAAGUAUACCGAGUUUGGAGAGGCCCUACCUUUGCUGCAAGCCUACCCUGUCAGUUAGACAACUGCGCAAGUAUGUUGCUGUCCAAACUGCAUCUCAAGAUGAUGAAGUUGUAUUAUAUUUGGUGAAUGAAUUGGAUUCCAAAAUCAACCCUGCAACCUCUUCGAGUGAAACACUGCCCAAGUCUCAUGUAAUUAAUCCAGGCAAAGAUAAGUUGAGAAUUUUAGGGGAGCAGGAAACCUUGGCAGGACUUAAAACAGGCAAUUUUGUACAUGGCUAUCUGCUUCUGGCAUACGAGAGAAAGCAGUGGCACUCAGAUUUUCUGAUGGGUUUGUCAUGAAGAACAAGGUCUCUCAUCUCUUGUUUACCAUGGUGUGGUAUAUAGUAUACUGACAAAUGGGAAUCUAGUUAGCUCCAAUAUUGUUAGUUUCAAUGCUAGCACUGCAAUAUGUAUCACAGAAAAAUGAAAAGCUUUUACGAGGUUGAAAAGUUCACAGAAAAUGAACAUGUUAGAAGCUAGAAAGUCCAUACUUAAAAAUUUGUUACCACUUUUGACAAGCAUCUAUAGCCUGCCUAACUGUGAUUAAUAUUUUUUAGGGUAAGUGAUUAUAAUCCAUUGAAUUGUAUGGUAUUUACUCAA
Messenger RNA from Quercus robur (English oak), 1880 nucleotides. Its product is annotated as putative E3 ubiquitin-protein ligase RING1a. The transcript is spliced from 10 exons. Bases 204 to 1580 code for a protein of 458 amino acids. NCBI's taxonomy places the organism in Eukaryota, Viridiplantae, Streptophyta, Magnoliopsida, Fagales, Fagaceae. The record is from RefSeq and is a predicted model, not a curated record.